Molecule: messenger RNA, 1341 nt
Organism: Coffea arabica (coffee)
Lineage: Eukaryota; Viridiplantae; Streptophyta; Magnoliopsida; Gentianales; Rubiaceae
Molecular function (GO): nucleic acid binding; RNA-DNA hybrid ribonuclease activity
Source: RefSeq, a predicted model, not a curated record
AUGUAUCUCAUGAAUCCCCCAGUAUUGGCCGCACCCAUCCCAGGAAAAUCAUUGAUUCUCUAUAUUUCCGCUCAAGAACGAUCGGUUGGGGCCUUACUUGCUCAAGGAAAUGAUGAAGGUAAGGAGAAUGCGCUGUAUUACUUGAGUCGGAUGAUGACACCUAAUGAGUUGAAUUACUCACCCAUCAAGAAGUUGUGCUUGGCACUUAUAUUUGUCAUUCAGAAGCUAAAACAUUAUUUUCAAGCACACACUAUUCGACUCAUAUCUAAGUCUAAUCCCAUUAAAUAUGUGAUGGCAAAACCUGUAUUGUCUGAUCGGCUCGCGAGAUGGUACCGCCAGUUUCAACAAUUCAAAAUUAUUUAUGUACCUGCGAAGGCUGUUAAAGGACAAAUAUUGGCAGACUUUUUAGCCGAUCAUCCCAUACCUGCCGAGUGGGAGUUGACUGAUGAACUCCCCGAUGAAGAAGUGUUUAUGGUUGAAUCCCCGUGGUCAAUGUAUUUCGAUGGAGCUACUCACCGUGAUGGAGCUGGUGCGGGAGUUGUCUUUUAUACUCCUGAAGCAGAUGUAUUGCCGUACUCCUUCACUUUAACAUGCCGAUGUUCAAACAAUGUGGCCGAAUAUCAGGCGUUGAUUCUUGAUUUUGAAACGGCUGUAGAUAUGAAGCAGUUGCAUCUUAGAGUCUAUAGUGAUUCAAAAUUGGUGGUAAAUCAACUUCUUGGUAUUUAUGAUGUCAAGAAACCUGAAUUGAUCCUGUAUUAUAAGUAUGCAAGACAACUCAUGGGAUAUUUGGAUAGUGUCACUAUAGAACAUAUUCCUAGAAAUUUCAACCAACAACCUGACUCUUUGGCAAGAGUGGCGUCCAUGAUCACUUUACCUUCUCAUCGAAAUCAAAUUUCAAUAUGUCAGAAUUGGGUCAUACCUCCGAUGUUUAACGAAGAAGGUGAUGGUGAGGAAGAAAAUACUUAUCAUAUUUUUGUCCAUGAGAUCGAAAAGGAGGAUUGGCGUCACCUCAUCAUUGAUUAUCUUAAUCAUGGGAAGUUACCAGAAGAUCCUAAGAAAAUGGUUGAUAUACGUCGUCGAGCACCACGUUUCAUUUACUACAAAGGGACGCUUUACCGAAGGUCAUUCGAUGGGGUGUUUCUACGAUGUCUUGGAGAAGAUGAGGCCAUGCAAGCAAUAGAGGAGGCUCACUCUGGGAUAUGCGAUGCUCACCAGUCUGGCCCGAAAUUACACUCUCGCAUUAAAAGAAUGGGAUACUACUGGCCAACAAUGGUAAAGGAUUGCAUUGACUUUGCUAGAAGAUGUCAAGCAUGUCAAUUUCAUGGCAAUUUCAUCCAUUAA